Molecule: messenger RNA, 1688 nt
Organism: Musa acuminata AAA Group (dessert banana)
Lineage: Eukaryota; Viridiplantae; Streptophyta; Magnoliopsida; Zingiberales; Musaceae
Product: protein RETICULATA-RELATED 1, chloroplastic
Exons: 8
Coding region: 55-1272 (405 amino acids)
Biological process (GO): plant organ development
Cellular component (GO): chloroplast inner membrane
Source: RefSeq, a predicted model, not a curated record
CCGCCAAGGGUUCCGUAAUCCGCUUCUCCCCGCUCGAGACAGCACGAGACGGCGAUGGCGUUCUCCUCCUCCUUCGCCCCCUCGGGAGCCUUCUACCACGACCCCUCCUCCCUUCCCGCAUCUCUUGGCACCCCCCGCAUCGGCUCCGUCGAGGUCAGGGCUUUAGCGUUCCGAUCCAACCCCAACCCCGCUCUCGCUUCUUCCCCGAAAGAAGCCGCCUUUUUGGCCGCUUUUUUAGCUCGAGGCGAUGGGGGUUUCGCCCAGACGAGGAAAUGGAGUUGCUUUGCGGGCCUUGAUGGUGAUAAUGGUGCCGGCGAUGACGGAGGAUCCGGCGAUCGAGCUGGCGGCGGAGGUGGCGGAGACGAAGGCGACGGUGAGGACGGUAGCGACGAGGCCGAGUUCGGCCCGGUGAUGAAGUUCGAGGAGGUGAUCCGGGAGACGGAGGCGCGUGGCGCGAGCCUGCCACCUGAUCUGUUGGAGGCGGCCAAGAGCAUUGGGAUUCGCAGGGUUCUUCUCUCGAGAUAUUUGGAUUUGCAGGUGUCAUGGUGGCCGCUUGGUGUUGCCAUCAGGCAUUGUUCGUUGCUUCGGAAUCGGAUGCUUGCCGACCCAUCGUUCCUUUUUAAAGUGGCAACGGAGAUAGUUAUUGAUUCUUGUUGUGCGACGUUCGCGGAGGUUCAAAAGAGGGGAAAGGAUUUUUGGACGGAGUUUGAAUUGUACGCUGCAGAUCUUCUGGUCGGGAUAGUUGUCGACAUUGCUCUAGUGGGUUUAUUGGCUCCCUAUGUAAGAAUUGGACGGCCAUCUGUGUCAGCAUCUACUGGGUUUUGGGGAAGCCUCAAGCGUGGUUUUGAAGCUUUGCCUAGUAGUGUUUUUGAAGCUGAAAGACCAGGCUGCAAAUUUACUAUUCGGCAACGGAUUGGGACAUACUUUUACAAGGGAGUUCUAUAUGGAUCAGUUGGAUUUGUUUGUGGUAUUGUAGGCCAAGGCAUUGCCAACCUAAUAAUGACUGCUAAGCGGAGUGUAAGGAAAUCUGAUGAAGAUAUACCUGUUCCACCACUUGUUAAAAGUGCUGUUCUUUGGGGUGUCUUUCUAGCAGUAUCUUCUAAUACUCGCUAUCAGAUUAUUAAUGGCCUAGAGUGUGUGGUUGAGGCAUCACCAUUUGCCAAACGCAUCCCACCUGUUGCUAUGGCUUUCACAGUUGGAGUUCGUUUUGCCAACAACAUCUAUGGGGGUAUGCAGUUUGUGGACUGGGCUCGAUGGAGUGGCGUUCAAUGAGGGUAUAGAAAGACUCUAUUAUUGGAAACCCUGCAGUGUUAUUACUAAAGCGAUAUUAUCACAUUGCUUUUGUUGAUGAUGUUUUCCAGUGCCAUGCAGCGAUUGGCAUCAGGUCACAGGGUAGUUCAACAAAGAGAAGUUUGUUAUCUGAGUGAGGGAACUGAGAAAUUGCUGCUUCUUUAUCAUCUUGUUCUUGCAUUUCAAUCAUUGGAUGGCUGAUGUCCCAUUAAUAUUAUCUUAUUGUAAGAUUAUUCUUUCAACCAGGUUCUAGGAUGUUAGAUUUUUCUUGAAUUCAAAAUUUUCAUUGGAGCCGCUCACAGGACAUCAGCAAACAGGAUGUAAAUUAUAUAACUUGUUCCUGUAGAAUCACACAGACACCUCAUCCAUGAAGAACACGAGGCUAGAUUGGUUUUUUA